CGUCCAGGACCAAACGGAUGGUCUGUCGAUGCAUAGAAAUGCUACUGAAUUGUUUUCAUUGGUGUAUUCUAUAAAUAUUUUUGGGGAGUGAAAAAGACAUGGAUACAACUUCGCAACCUCAUCUUGCAACCACAUAUUCUUUAGAGGAUGAUGGUAACGAGACGACCAUCAAUCUAUUUGAACAACCAGACUGGCAAGUGGCUCUUUGGGCCAUUGCAUAUUCGUUAAUAGUCAUUGUGUCCGUUACGGGAAAUGUCACAGUUAUUUGGAUUAUUUUGGCACACAAGAGAAUGAGGACAGUAACCAACUAUUUCAUCGUGAAUCUCGCUUUUUCGGAUGUAUCUAUGGCUAUAUUCAACACCGUUUUCAACUUCGUUUAUGCAUUACACAACGACUGGUAUUUUGGGUUAGGCUAUUGCAAGUUUCAGAACUUCUUUCCUAUUACAGCAAUGUUUUCGAGUAUAUAUUCUAUGGCAGCUAUUGCCGUUGACAGAUACAUGGCCAUUAUCCAUCCCCUGAAGCCUCGCCUCUCCUCCACUUCCACCAAAGUGGUGAUUGGUCUGAUCUGGGCUGUGGCAUUCUCACUGGCGUUUCCCCAGUGCUUCUACUCCAUCACCAGGUUCUACUACCCCCGCACUGUCUGUAUGGUGGAUUGGCCUGAUGACUACGGAGGCAAACACCACCUCACAUACCAAAUUGCUGUGAUCAUCCUCAUCUACUUGCUCCCCCUGUUGGUGAUGCUGGUGACCUACAGUCUAAUAGGUCAGACCCUGUGGGGCAGUAAGAUCCCUGGAGAGGCAUCUGACCACUACCAAAACCAGAUCCAGGCCAAACGCAAGGUUGUAAAGAUGAUGAUGGUGGUGGUGGUGACCUUUGCACUCUGCUGGCUGCCUUACCACCUCUACUUUAUCCUGGCCAUCUUCAACAAAGAUAUUUACAAGCAGCAGUAUAUCCAGCAGGUCUAUCUGUCAAUUUUCUGGCUGGCUAUGAGCUCCACCAUGUACAACCCCAUCAUUUACUGCUGCCUCAACCAGAGGUUCCGUUCAGGGUUCCGACAUGCGUUCAGCUGGUGCCCUUUCAUCACCUUGUCGGAAGAGGACAAGAUGGAGCUGCAGCACACACACACAUUCAGGAUGACCAUGACACGCAGUUACCGCACUGACACUCCCAGCACUGUUGUCCCCCCAAGCUCCGCAGGGCAAGAGGACAGCCAAUACAAACUCAUCAAGGCCUGAGGUUAGCAAUCGGAACACAUCAGGGCUUAACAUUUGGGAAGUCCAAAUGUUGUCAGUCAUCAAAACCCUAACCACUACUUUAUUUUUGUUGUCAAAUUGUCCAAACAUGAAUGCUCAAACACAGUCAAGCUGACAAGAUACAGACACAUAGAGCACUGAACAGUGGUUAAUGGAAAUCGAUAGGAACUGGGGUAUGUAGAACUGUCCCACGGCAUUAGCACCAAGCCUUAUUAGCCUUGCAGAUGCAGUAAUGUUGCGGUGCUGUUGUGUGUCACUAGGCUUUGUAAAAUAUAAUAUAUGAACUAGCAGCGCAAACUGUGGUUCAGGUUCCAUUAGAUCACUGAGAUAUAGAUAGAGUCUGAAAGCUGCUGCACAUUCUGAGCUGUUCCACACCACAAUAAUACAGUGUAUUAUUCACCUCCACUGUGAGUUGAACAGCCUCCCUUUCAACCGAAUCUCCUAAGGGAAAUUCUCCUGGUUUGUCUCCACUGAUAACACCUCCAUCUAAAGUGUCAAGAUCAAAUCAAAAACUGUCAAGAUUGAAUUUGUGCUGGGUAACCAACAUUUAUGAACUCUUCACAAAAGCAACAGACAUAGGAAAGAGAUAACCCUGUUUGAGAGGUGGAAUUCAUAGUUCUGUCAACCAGUGAGUCCCAGCAGCACCUACAUGGUAAUAGGGAACUAUUGGAUCUUACAGUAAUCGAUGUCAGUAUGUGUGUUUCUUUGUUGUGUAGGUGUGUGUGUAGGUG
Molecule: messenger RNA, 1984 nt
Organism: Osmerus eperlanus (European smelt)
Lineage: Eukaryota; Metazoa; Chordata; Actinopteri; Osmeriformes; Osmeridae
Gene: tacr2
Product: tachykinin receptor 2
Exons: 5
Coding region: 99-1235 (378 amino acids)
Biological process (GO): positive regulation of flagellated sperm motility; G protein-coupled receptor signaling pathway
Cellular component (GO): sperm midpiece; plasma membrane
Molecular function (GO): substance K receptor activity
Source: RefSeq, a predicted model, not a curated record